Molecule: messenger RNA, 1417 nt
Organism: Oncorhynchus nerka (sockeye salmon)
Lineage: Eukaryota; Metazoa; Chordata; Actinopteri; Salmoniformes; Salmonidae
Product: T-cell surface antigen CD2-like
Exons: 4
Coding region: 77-697 (206 amino acids)
Source: RefSeq, a predicted model, not a curated record
AAACGAAGGUACUUACAAAGCAGAGGUGUUCAACAGCGAAGGGAAAAGCAUCAAAGAAGAGUCCUUCAGACUGUGUAUGAAGGAAAAGGUCUCCAAGCCCUCAGUGCAAUUCACCUGUUCUGAUAAGGACGUCACCUUUACCUGUUUCUUGACCAACACUGAGGGAGUGACUUUCAAGUGGAGCAAGAACAGACAGCCGUUAAAUGGGAAAAAAAAUCCAACCUUGAUCAUCAGUCUGAAACAACUGAAAGAGCCAGACACCUUCACCUGCUCUGCAGUCAAUGAGGUCAAUGCGGAGACAAGUGACAUCAUCAAACCAACAUGCAAUGCUGUCUCCAAAUCGGGUGAUCUGCGUUCACCGUUUGGUUUGGAUUUCUGGACCAUGGUGGGCAUCCUGGCCGGGGGAGGGGGCUUGGUACUCCUCCUCAUCAUCACCUUGGUGUGCUGUUGCCUCAGCCGACGCAAGAGCCACAUGCGCUUUGAAGAAGGCCAGAAGCAAAGGCAGAGACCCCCCGGUGGGGCCCCACCUGGUUCCACGGGCCCCAGGCCCACCGCCAGAGCCUCCAGCCAGGCUGCGCCCCAACCCAGAGCCCAGGCUCGAGGGAAGCCUCCACAGACACCAAUGGAUGAUGAUGAGGAGCAGCCCCCACCACUACCGCAGCCUAGGAAGAAAGGCUCUCACCCCGCCAGGCAAUGAGUCUGGAAACAGGUUUCGCCUAUAUACUUUCUGAUCCAAGGAAAGGAGUUCCAGCAGUCUACAUGUUGUAGAUGUUGAAAAUGUUGUUAUCUAAAGAAUAGAAUAGAAAAGGAAGGGAAAAAUACCCACAUAGUGUUCUUUUCUUCCAAUGCCUUUUCAAAAUUCUGUUUCAUUGUUUUUAUGUUGAGUUGUAGCCUACCUAUCUAUCCACCUUCUCUUGAAGUAGUGACCUUAACUUGAUGUCUGUGUGGUUGUCAAUAAAAACUAAAUAACUACAGGCACAUAGUCAUUGAUGGGCAACAUUAUUUGAAAAUACUCAAAUACACAGGAAAUAAGUAUUUCAAAUACAAAUAAUUAAAAUGCAUAUGUAUUCGAACCCAGGUCUGAUAGCUAACAAUUGCAAGAUGAUAAUAAUAGUUCUGAAAAUGUUUCCAUUCACAUCAUUGUGCAUUUGAGUCAUUCUCUGUAUUCACACCUCUGAGUAAAGCUCUCAUGUAAUCAAUUGUUUUCCUGUUACAUCGCUGAGGCCUCUUGGCGGUGGUUUUGGCACGGCACCAACGAAUAGCAUGCAGGGAGCAAAGAUGCUGAAAGCAACACUUAACUGAAGCCCUCGCUUCCACACAUCUUACCUCCUUUUCCUGUGUGUGUGGGAGGGAUAUGAUGCUGUGUGUGUGUGUGUGGGAGGGAGGGAUAUGAUGCUGUGUGUGUGUGUGGGAGGGA